This is a messenger RNA of Apis mellifera (honey bee), 781 nucleotides long. RefSeq names its product peptidyl-prolyl cis-trans isomerase-like 1 (gene Cypl). The record is from RefSeq and is a predicted model, not a curated record. Gene Ontology annotation, biological process: protein peptidyl-prolyl isomerization; protein folding. Gene Ontology annotation, cellular component: catalytic step 2 spliceosome. Bases 234 to 752 code for a protein of 172 amino acids. The transcript is spliced from 6 exons. Gene Ontology annotation, molecular function: peptidyl-prolyl cis-trans isomerase activity. NCBI's taxonomy places the organism in Eukaryota, Metazoa, Arthropoda, Insecta, Hymenoptera, Apidae.
GUUUUUAUCCUUGUGCCAAGGUGCUCUUACAUUUAUACACGUGAUAAAAGUUACACGGUGCAUGUGAGGUUAGAUUUUGAUGUUUUCAUUUAAUUCAAAUUCUUAUAAUAAGUGAUAGAUAUUAAAAUUAAAUCAGAAAGACAUUAUAAGACAUUACUAAAAAAAUAUAAUUGAAUUAACUAUAAAAAGCAAGGAUAACGUGAAAUAACCAUCAUUAAAAACAUUAUAUAAAUAUGGCUCUUACAAAUAUAUCUGGUAUUCCUGAUAAACAUUGGCAACCGCCAUUUGUAGCAUUUGAAACGACUAUGGGUGAAAUAGUAAUUGAACUCUACUGGAAGCAUGUGCCCAUUACAUGUAGAAAUUUUGCUGAACUUACACGGCGUGGAUAUUACAAUGGAACGAAGUUUCAUAGAGUUAUUCGAGAUUUCAUGAUACAAGGUGGUGAUCCUACUGGAACUGGGAAAGGUGGUGUAUCUAUUUAUGGAGAAUGUUUUGAUGAUGAAAUUCAUGAUGACUUAAAACAUACUGGUGCUGGUGUUAUUUCUAUGGCCAAUUCAGGACCAAAUAGUAAUGGAUCACAAUUUUUCAUUACAUUAGCACCUACACAAUGGCUUGAUGGAAAACAUACAAUUUUUGGUAGAGUUCAUUCUGGUAUGGCAAUAGUAAAAAGAAUUGGAUUGGUAGAAACUGACAAAAAUGACAGACCUGUUGAUGAUAUAAAAAUUGUUAAAGGUUCCAUAAGGAAUGCAUAACGAAAUAAAUAUCUUCUUGGUAAUUUAUA